CUUGCUACCAUGAACGGUGUGCAAUUGAAUUCGAUCGCUUUACUCGAACCAACUUGCAUGACCCAGUUGAUGCUAUGCCUAGACACUAGGGAUAGAUCACCCAUGUAGGAAGUCGUACGAGUACCUUGGGAUAGUUCUCUUCCUCUCCUAUCGAUGCCGGAGGAAGUCGUACAAAUCAAACCGUGGCAGAGACAGUCGUACAAUGAUCAGGCAGACCAUUUCCAGAACAGACCCAAACAGGGUGCGGCAGUCAGAUCCGAGUCACUAAUAAUUAUCGCCACUGGGAUCCUUCCCGCCUCCCCUCCCCUGUAGUACUACCCGACGUUAGAUUGCAUUUAUAUUGCCAUGGCUGCUGGUGCGCUCCAAAAGCAGUAAGUAGAG
This is a messenger RNA of Aspergillus welwitschiae, 381 nucleotides long. RefSeq lists its product as uncharacterized. The record is from RefSeq and is a predicted model, not a curated record. NCBI's taxonomy places the organism in Eukaryota, Fungi, Ascomycota, Eurotiomycetes, Eurotiales, Aspergillaceae. The coding region runs from base 154 to 312 and encodes 52 amino acids. The transcript has 2 exons.